AUGGCAGAGAAGGAAGGAGGAAUCGUGAAGAAGGGCCAUGAAGAGGGGCUGGCAUUGGCGACCGCCUUGCUCCAAGAGUUCGGACUUCCGCUAGGGCUUUUGCCUCUUGCUGAUGUGAUCGAAGUUGGCUUUGUGAGAGCCACCGGCUACAUGUGGAUCGUCCAGAAGAAGAAGGUCGAACACAACUUCAAGUUGAUUAGUAAGCUUGUGAGUUAUGACACCGAAAUCAAGGGCUAUAUUGAGAAGCAGAAGAUUAAGAAGCUCAAGGGAGUGAAGGCUAAGGAGCUCAUGCUGUGGCCUCCGGUUAGUGAAAUAAACGUUGAUCAGCCUGCGGGAAAAAUCAACUUCAAGAGCCUUGCCGGUAUCACUAAGACUUUCCCGGUCGAGGCAUUUUCUGCCGGGCAGUAA
Malus domestica (apple) is the source of this 408-nucleotide messenger RNA. RefSeq lists its product as uncharacterized. Lineage: Eukaryota; Viridiplantae; Streptophyta; Magnoliopsida; Rosales; Rosaceae. The record is from RefSeq and is a predicted model, not a curated record.